UUUAAGCUUUCUCUCUAGCAAUAUACGAUGUACGUGACAGCAGUGCCAAUGAACUUGUUCCUCUUUUUCUUCAGGGCCGGAGAUUCUACUGCCCGAAUUUGGACCAUGGAUAAGCCAUCCGUCCCCAAUAUGCAAAAUGGACCUUCAAGUGUCGUAUUAAGGCAUUUUAUGGAAACACCAAACAGCGAAAGCAAAGAUGUGACGACACUUGAUUGGAAUGCUGAAGGAACACUACUUGCUACAGGUUCGAACGAUGGUCGAGUAAAGAUGUGGAGUGAACGUGGGGAUUUAAUUACUAGUUUGAAUGAGCAUAAUGGGCCGGUUUUCUCUUUAAAAUGGAACAAGAAAGGGGAUUUUCUUCUGAGUGGGAGUAGGGACAAAACUGUAAUUGUAUGGGAUGUUAAGACGGCAGAACGUAAACAACACUUCAAGUUUCACUCAGCUACUGUCCUUGAUGUUGAUUGGAGAAGCAAUUUCUCUUUCGCAACAUGCUCGAGUGAUAGCAUGAUAUAUGUUUGUAAAGUUGGAACGGACCGACCAUUGAAAACUUUUGCAGGGCAUCAGGGUGAAGUUAAUGCUAUAAAAUGGGAUCCCACUGGCUCCCUUCUAGCCUCGUGCUCUGAUGAUUUUACGGCAAAGAUAUGGACCAUGAAAGAGGACAACUGCUUGAUCAACCUAAACGAACAUACCAAAGUAUGAUCCUAAUACUAUAUAUGUCUAUUGCUCGUA
Erythranthe guttata (spotted monkey flower) is the source of this 729-nucleotide messenger RNA. The record is from RefSeq and is a predicted model, not a curated record. NCBI's taxonomy places the organism in Eukaryota, Viridiplantae, Streptophyta, Magnoliopsida, Lamiales, Phrymaceae.